AUGGCUUGUGCUUCCUUGUUUGUGUCGCACCUUGCCGCGGUCGUCGCCUGUUCGGAUUCCCACGCGCGUUCCAAUCCAAACCUUGUCCGCCAGCAAGCGCACUGCCGGGUGCUGCGGAGUUCAAUGCCAGGAGAAGCAGAAGAGGUGCAAGAGGAAGAGGAGGAGGCCGAGGGAGCAGUUCAGACUUGGCUGCUUUGCACGAUUCCUAGCCCCAAGCCGUUUACGGAGGAUCCGGAGGUGGCAGCUGCACGUGCCGCUGAGGAGGCAGCGGCGGCCGCUGCUGCUGCUGCCGCUGCCUUGGAGGCUGAAAAGCAGGCCCUCGAAGAAAAGAAGCAGGCCUGUCAGAAGCAGAAAAAGAACAACCUCAAGAAGAUCAAAGAGAUUGACGCAAUUGAGGCCAAGAUGGCGGAGAAGGGGCAGACCUUUGCGGACCUGCUGCCGGAAGUGCAAGAAAAGGUUGGCAGAAAAUCCGAAUUGGUUGCUGCAGUUGCUGAUAUGGACCGCACGGUCUCGGAGGUUGAAGCCAAGCUUCGGAGCUUGCAAGAUGGAAAGAUCGAGGAGGAAGAGGCACCUCCUGUAAAACCUGCAGUUGAAGAAGAGCCUGUGGUGGAAGCGCCUGUGGAGGACAAGUCGCAGAACAUGACUGACGGCAAUUCAAAAAAGGGCAGCAACAGCAGUUAG
Messenger RNA from Symbiodinium pilosum, 681 nucleotides. The record is from the annotation of a GenBank genome assembly. NCBI's taxonomy places the organism in Eukaryota, Dinophyceae, Suessiales, Symbiodiniaceae.